AUGCUUGCCAUUCUACUGCUCGCGAUUCUUUGCGCCGGUGCGCUUGCACACCCUCUCUCGCCUGAGGCUCAGUCCAACGAUGUCAUUUACGACAUCAACGGACAUCCCUAUGUUCCCUACGGGUUACGGGCCGGCCUCAAUGAAAGCCAAGUGAUUUGGUCCUCUCGCCAGAACGGCCAGAACCUUACCACCCGCGGGAGCAACUCCUGGGCUCUACUCGUAUCGCAGAAGACGACCUCGGUGUUUAUUACGAAAUAUAAUACCAAUUACUGUACCAAUUGCGGCCAAUGGCUCAGCCAGCAGCCACGCACAUCGGACAACAAGCUUCGAUGGAUUGCAAAUGACCUGUGGUCCAAAUGCGCAGAUCGUGGCUGCGUCGAUGAGUGGUCCGGACAUGGCUACAAACUCACGGUCAAUGCCAAAUACUGGGGAUGGGAUUGGCGCAAUGGCUUGACGCAAAGUAUCUUGAAAACUAUCGAAGAGGCACUCAAAUGGGAGGUGUACGACAGAACUUUUGCGACUGGCCGUGCCACGUGGGGGGCCGAAAGAACCAUUAGUUUGACGAGUAGCAAGUUCCUGAGCGCCGUGGUGUACACUGACGGGAAGCCUUCUGCUUGGAUGGACUUGACGAUUCAAAAUGACGAAAAAUCAAACUGGUUUUGCUUGUUGUCAUCCCAGAUCGCGCAAACUUUGAGUGGAUACGUUAGCCCAAUUAUGGCCGGAUUGGCCGGUGCUGGUGGUGAUAUUUUGUGUAGCAGUUAA
This is a messenger RNA of Spizellomyces punctatus DAOM BR117, 762 nucleotides long. RefSeq lists its product as uncharacterized. The transcript has a single exon. Lineage: Eukaryota; Fungi; Chytridiomycota; Chytridiomycetes; Spizellomycetales; Spizellomycetaceae. The record is from RefSeq and is a predicted model, not a curated record. The coding region runs from base 1 to 762 and encodes 253 amino acids.